AUGGCCGAAGACGCAGACAUGCGCAAUGAGCUGGAGGAGAUGCAGCGGAGGGCUGACCAGCUUGCUGAUGAGUCACUGGAAAGUACCCGUCGUAUGCUGCAACUGGUUGAAGAGAGUAAAGAUGCUGGUAUCAGGACUUUGGUUAUGUUGGAUGAACAAGGAGAACAACUGGAACGCAUUGAGGAAGGGAUGGACCAAAUCAAUAAGGACAUGAAAGAAGCAGAAAAGAAUUUGACGGACCUAGGAAAAUUCUGCGGGCUUUGUGUGUGUCCCUGUAACAAGCUUAAAUCAAGUGAUGCUUACAAAAAGGCCUGGGGCAAUAAUCAGGAUGGAGUGGUUGCCAGCCAGCCUGCUCGUGUGGUGGAUGAACGGGAGCAGAUGGCCAUCAGUGGUGGCUUCAUUCGCAGGGUAACAAAUGAUGCCCGAGAAAAUGAAAUGGAUGAAAACCUGGAGCAGGUGAGCGGCAUCAUUGGAAACCUCCGUCACAUGGCCCUGGAUAUGGGCAAUGAGAUUGAUACACAGAAUCGCCAGAUCGACAGGAUCAUGGAGAAGGCUGAUUCCAACAAAACCAGAAUUGAUGAGGCCAACCAACGUGCAACGAAGAUGCUGGGAAGUGGUUAAGUGUGCACACCUGUGCUCUCCAAAUGCUGUUGGGGAAGAUAGCUCCUUCAUGCUUUUCUCAUGGUAUUACCUAGUAGGUCUUGCACACUCAACACACACACAUCAGCCCACCCCCGUUGUGAAUGUUGUCCUGUGUGUCACCUGUCAGCUUCCUGACAAUAUGAUGUGUCUUCUGCUCUCUUUUCUUUCCAAAGGUUGUAUAUAAUAGUCAUUUGGUGGCUCUAACUCUCUAUGUAAAAUGUCUUUUGGGUUUUGAUUUUUUCCUUUUUUCUCCUCAGUGGCGUUUGCUGAAUGACAACAAUUUAGGAAUGCUCAAUGUGCUGUUGAUUCUUUCAAUACACAGUAUUGUUCUUGUGCAACUGUGACAUUCCACAGAGCUACUGCCACUGUCCUUUCUUUGAGUGUCAGGCUCUGAAUCUCUCAAUGUGUGCAGUCUUCAGUUCCUCAUGGCUGUUAUCUGUCUUUAUGAUUUCAUAAUUAGACAAUGUGGAAUUACAUUAACAGGCAUUGCACUAAAAAGUGAUGUGAUUUAUGCAUUUAUGCAUGAGAACUAAAUAGAUUUUUAGACUCCUACUUAAACAAAAACUUUCCACAACAGUAGCAUACUGACGAUAAAAAAGGCAUACACACACACACACACACACACACACACACACACACCAGAAACAACAAAACAAAACGCAUGCUCAGUAUUGAGACACUGUCAAGAUUAAGUUUACCAGCAAAACCUGCAGUAGUGUCACUUUCUUUCUGUCAACAUAUAGACUUAUCAACCAUGAUCAUCUUUUUUUUUUAAAAAGUUUUUUUUUUAAAGAUGGAUUUAACACACUCACCAUUGAGUCAUUUCUAGCAAAAUAUAUGUUUGGCUGAAACUCUGUGAAAUGGGUGUAAUAUAGGGUCCCUUUGUUGCUUUGGAAGGCGAUGUUUUGGAGAUAGCAGUCUUUCUGUGAAACAGUGUGGAUAUGUAAAUUUUGUAAGGCAAACUCUGGCUGAUCACCAUUCUCCUCACCCCCCCUGGCUUUCUUAUCAGUACAGAUCUUUGUUGCUUAACCUAGAGCUAUGCACACCAAAUUGCUGAGAUGUUUAGUAACUGAUUAAAAAAUCUUUAGAAAAUAAUAUAAAUGAAUGAAAUAUAGAUAAACUGUGAGAUAAAUAUCAUUACAGCAUGUAAUACU
Messenger RNA from Dipodomys spectabilis (banner-tailed kangaroo rat), 1796 nucleotides. RefSeq names its product synaptosome associated protein 25 (gene Snap25). Gene Ontology annotation, biological process: exocytosis; synaptic vesicle fusion to presynaptic active zone membrane; synaptic vesicle priming. Bases 1 to 621 code for a protein of 206 amino acids. The transcript is spliced from 7 exons. Gene Ontology annotation, cellular component: synaptobrevin 2-SNAP-25-syntaxin-1a-complexin I complex; plasma membrane. Gene Ontology annotation, molecular function: voltage-gated potassium channel activity; syntaxin-1 binding; SNAP receptor activity. The record is from RefSeq and is a predicted model, not a curated record. NCBI's taxonomy places the organism in Eukaryota, Metazoa, Chordata, Mammalia, Rodentia, Heteromyidae.